This is a messenger RNA of Pseudophryne corroboree (corroboree frog), 3951 nucleotides long. RefSeq names its product YES proto-oncogene 1, Src family tyrosine kinase (gene YES1). The record is from RefSeq and is a predicted model, not a curated record. Bases 496 to 2109 code for a protein of 537 amino acids. Gene Ontology annotation, molecular function: signaling receptor binding; non-membrane spanning protein tyrosine kinase activity; ATP binding. Lineage: Eukaryota; Metazoa; Chordata; Amphibia; Anura; Myobatrachidae. The transcript has 12 exons. Gene Ontology annotation, biological process: protein phosphorylation; cell surface receptor protein tyrosine kinase signaling pathway; innate immune response. Gene Ontology annotation, cellular component: extrinsic component of cytoplasmic side of plasma membrane.
AUCUGCACUCACAACACCCGGCAACUUUACACCUUCAUGCCAGUGCCUGCUCCUGUACGGUUAUGGUAUAGUGAGGAGUGUGACCCUCCCUCCGUGCCUGUUGCCACACCAGUGACUGCUCAUCAUCCACGUCCGGCCCUCCCGUCCCUCCUCCUCCUCCUGCUCUCCGCCCCCGGGAUUGGAGAGCCGCUGAGCAGGGAGGGUGGGAGAGAUCACAGGAUCGGACCCUGCAUGGAUCAGCCUCUGAUUUCUGCAGGAGGAGGAGGAGGAAAGAGAUCAAAGUGCAUGAGCCAGGGCUGCAUGACCAGUAUGGAGUGACUGCCCCGAUCACCGUCUUCCGAUGGCCACAGACUCCCUGCGAGAGUGAGUGCGGGAGGAAGGCAGACGGACACCCUCCUCCCCGUCCUCAUCAUCAUCACCACCACCCGGGUCUCUAAUUCCUCUCAGGAACAAGUAACUUAUGCGAGGGUCUGGGAGUAGAUCCGGCAGAUAAUCAUGGGCUGUAUUAAGAGUAAGGAGGACAAAGGUCCAUCAAUAAAAUACAGAACAGAACCCAAGCAAGAGCCGAUCAGCCAAUAUGGCGGUGACCCCACACAGGCUGCACAGUCCCCAUCCAUCAAAGGACCGCCCGCUAACUUUAAUAGUCAUUCCAUGACCCCAUUUGGAGGUUCUUCUGGAAUGACUCCCUUUGGAGGAGCAUCUUCCCUGUUUUCACCAGUGCCAGCUCCAUACCCCGGAGGUUUGACGGGGGGUGUGACCGUUUUUGUUGCCUUAUAUGAUUAUGAAGCUAGAACAUCAGAAGAUCUUUCUUUUAGAAAAGGUGAAAGAUUCCAGAUCAUCAACAACACGGAAGGGGACUGGUGGGAAGCACGAUCUAUAGCCACUGGAAAGACUGGUUACAUACCCAGUAAUUAUGUAGCACCUGCAGACUCCAUACAAGCAGAAGAGUGGUAUUUUGGGAAGAUGGGGCGGAAAGAUGCUGAGCGAUUGCUUCUCAGCCCCGGCAACCAGAGAGGAACAUUUCUAGUUAGGGAAAGUGAAACCACUAAAGGCGCUUAUUCACUCUCCAUACAUGACUGGGAUGAAGUGAGAGGUGACAAUGUGAAACACUACAAGAUCAGAAAACUUGACAAUGGAGGAUACUACAUCACUACACGGGCACAAUUUGAAUCACUACAGAAACUUGUUAAACACUACUCUGAACAUGCUGACGGCUUGUGCUACAGACUAACAACGGUUUGUCCCACCGUGAAACCUCAAACCCAGGGAUUAGCAAAGGAUGCAUGGGAAAUUCCAAGAGAAUCUUUGAGACUUGAAGUGAAGUUAGGUCAAGGCUGUUUUGGGGAAGUAUGGAUGGGAACUUGGAAUGGAACAACAAAGGUAGCAAUCAAAACACUAAAGCCUGGAACAAUGAUGCCUGAAGCUUUCCUGCAAGAAGCACAGAUAAUGAAAAAACUCAGGCAUGACAAGUUAGUCCCCCUUUACGCUGUGGUCUCUGAAGAGCCGAUCUACAUCGUUACAGAGUUCAUGUCAAAAGGUAGUCUGUUGGACUUCCUGAAAGAAGGAGAUGGAAAGUAUUUGAAGUUGCCGCAACUGGUUGACAUGGCUGCACAGAUUGCAGAUGGAAUGGCCUAUAUUGAAAGGAUGAACUAUAUUCAUAGAGAUCUCCGUGCUGCUAAUAUCCUUGUAGGGGACAAUCUUGUUUGUAAAAUUGCCGACUUUGGCCUGGCCAGAUUGAUAGAAGAUAAUGAGUACACAGCAAGACAAGGAGCAAAAUUUCCCAUCAAAUGGACAGCUCCCGAGGCUGCCUUAUAUGGCCGAUUUACUAUUAAGUCUGAUGUCUGGUCGUUUGGAAUUCUCCUGACAGAGCUCGUUACCAAAGGAAGAGUGCCAUAUCCAGGGAUGGUGAACAGGGAGGUUCUGGAACAGGUGGAACGCGGGUAUAGAAUGCCCUGUCCGCAAGGAUGCCCGGAGUCCCUGCACGAGUUAAUGAAGCUGUGCUGGAAGAAGGACCCAGAUGAAAGACCUACCUUUGAGUAUAUACAGUCAUUUUUAGAAGACUACUUUACUGCAACAGAGCCACAGUACCAACCUGGAGACAAUCUAUAAGAUUAAAGACUCAAGUCAAAUGCACAAAUCUGCCAAAAGUAUACCUGGUUCUAAGGGAAAAAGAAGAGUCAAUGAUCCCUCUGCAUGCUGAUGGCGAACUGGAAAUCCGCAGUACAGUUGCACAAAACCACUUUGAAAGUAUUGUAAAUGGACAAAUCAUGUGAUUCAGAGCAGGUCCCAAAGAAAGGGUUAUGUUUGUGUGGAUGGUUAGGAAAGCCAUUACAAGAACAAUCAUGUUAUUUUUGCAAGUAAACAUUUCAGGAUCACAAAAUGGGCUUCUCACCGGACCAAACAUUUCAUUCCUCUUCAAUAAAAGCUUUUUGUCUUCUUGUUUAUAAGUCUAUCCAACCUAACCAAUCUCGGUGACCCACAGUAUGACAAUAGAUGCCCACAUACAGGUUUCGGGCCCAUGAGUGAGAAAAGGGUAAGCUACUGUAUUGGGUUUGGGAGAUUUUGCUUUCCCCAUCAUUAGAUCUACAGGUUAUCAUGGGUUUUAAGAGCAAAAAAAGAAUUUCAGACUACAAAAGGACAACUGUGGGAAAAUGUACGUUGGUACAGUGGUUCCCUAGGCACCCUGGGGUGCCCCUUAAUGUUUCUUUAUGGUAUUGCCAUGCAAUCACCGCCAUCCUUAAGGGACUUCAGCACCUUAUUCUAGCUCCUUGCAGUAUAGGUGUUGCCUCCAGAACCUUUCAAUCUGCACUGAACAAGCGACAACUGCUGACAAAACGUAAUGGUGGCAAAUUGAGGAAAGCUUCUACAGCCUACCCCAAAUGUGAUUUUUCCCUUCAAUGUCCUUUUUGCAAUCCAUUAUUCACAUGGUAAAUCAAAAGCCUGUAUAGAUUAUUUGAAGGGGAGAUAAUCAUUUGUAUGCAAUCCUGUCCUGCAUUUUAUACUGUUAUAUUUGGGAACUUUACCUGGAAAAAAAAAAUAUAUAUUAUACAAUAUUUAAAGGCAAAAUCCAGUUUCUCUAAUCCGGUAUCUGAAUAUUAAAGUCCUUCCACAAUUUGGGGAUUAUCUAUAGUUCAGGGACAUCAGCGAUAGCACUUUUGGCUUUUCUUUGAUUAUAACUUGCAUUAGUGUGGGGUGUCUGGAGACAAAAUGUGAAUGUUUUGAAUGACUGUAUGCAGAUUUGGUUUACCUAACUGUGGUUGGAGCAUAAGGUUCCCAGUUUCGCUGGCCGGCCAAAUAUGCUCGUGCAAAAUUUCACUAUUGCAGCUGACACAUAUCUGGCAAUAAAUGAACUUUUUGUUUUAUUUGUUUUUUCAUUAAUAUGCUUAUCUAACAAUAAAACGUGAAAUUCUAACUUGUAUAUCCCAUAAUAGCCUUGAUAUUGUAACUUGUAAAGGAUUGAGAUUCCCUUUAACCUUAAGGUAUUUGAUCAUGUAUUAUGUUUACUGUACCCAAACUGUUAUCUUUUUAUUUUAUUUCUUCAUGGCAGUGCCAUCAUUCCACUUUAUUACCUGCAAUUUCUUUAAUGAGGUGAGGCUAUAUUUUUUUUUUUAAGGGCUUUAUAUAGAAACCAUGGAAUUGUAUCUUUUUAUAAAUCUUUUCAAGCCAAUUUAACUGGAACUGUGUACUUGGUAAAAGGAAACCAGUGUUUGGCAGUCUGGCUGUCAUCCAUUGUGGUUCCACAACUAAAUAACAACUAUGUAAUAUCAUUUGUAUAGUAAAGGAUUAAAACACUAAUUAUUGCAUUUAUUUAAAAAAAAUUGUGAUAUACAGUACAUACCUAAUGGGAGAAUCUUGGUUCAUACAUUUAAUACAGUUUUAGGUUACAUAUGAUGCCUGAUGGAACAACAGGAGAUCAGUAUGUAAAAUAAAAACAACAAUUUUCAAGUUUGA